GAUAACGACGAACAGGUACAGAACUACAUAUGGUUUUUAGAGAGAGAAAGAACCAUACAAUUUUAGAGCGAGAAAAAGUAACAACAACAGGGAGAAAGGGUUUUCUUCUGAUACUCAUCUCCCCAACAAGAUUCCUCUGCAUUUGUUAGCUCUCCAAUUGCUUCUUCUGCUAUUCGUAUCUUCUUCAUUUCAUUAUACAGAAACAGAGUAUUCUAAAUCAAGAAGAUGACUCUGUUUUUUUCACUGAAAACCAUGAUAAUUUGAGACCCAUUUCCAUGUUUGAUGAUUGUAUGUAUACAAUUUCACCAUUAACCCACAGCUUCAUCUGAAUCAUGUCUGCUGAUUUCAGUUCCCCUGUUCAGACCCAAAUGGCCGUACCCCUGUUUCAAACUCCAUUAGAGGUGAACCCGAACCCGAAACCGAAACCGACGGGUAGGAGACGAGUAUUUGUUCAAACCGAAUGGGGUUUUGUGUUAGGAAUGGAUCUCGAUCGGAUCGAUAAUGCUCAUACGGUUAAACGACGGUUACAAAUCGCGUUAAACGUCCCGAUCGACGAAAGUUCGUUGACGUUCGGCGAUACGGUUUUAAACCACGAUCUUAGCGCGAUUCGUAACGAUUCGCCGCUUCUUUUGACGCGAAAUGUUUUACAUCGGAGCGCUUCGACCCCUUGCUUAUCUCCCACUGGUCGGGAGAUACAGCAUAGGGAUCGAAGUGGCCCGGUUGAAAUACUGGGCCACUCAAGCUGUUUUGUCAGAACAAAACAGCUCGUUGACGAGGUUGUUAAAGGGAUGAUGAGUGGGGUUGACCCGAGCCCGGCCCAUGGCGGGCUCGGGGGUGGUUAUUAUUUUAAAAAUAUUAAAGGUGAGAAUGUGGCUAUAGUGAAGCCCACUGAUGAAGAGCCGUUUGCGCCGAAUAACCCGAAAGGGUUUGUCGGUAAGGCUCUUGGUCAACCCGGGCUGAAACGUUCGGUCCGGGUUGGUGAAACGGGUUACCGAGAGGUGGUGGCUUACCUUCUUGAUUAUGAUCACUUUGCUAAUGUACCUCCCACUGCAUUGGUCAAGAUCACACAUUCAGUUUUCAAUGUUAACAACAAGAUUCAAAGAAAGAAGAAACUUAUUAGCAAGAUUGCUUCAUUCCAGCAGUUUGUUCAUCAUGAUUUUGACGCUAGUGAUCACGGAACCUCGAGUUUCCCGGUGUCUGCGGUUCAUCGAAUCGGGAUAUUAGAUGUGAGAAUCUUCAACACGGAUCGACACGCGGGGAAUUUGCUAGUAAGAAAGGUUAAGAAUGAUGAUGGUAAUAGAUUCGGUGAAGUCGAGCUCAUACCGAUUGAUCACGGGCUUUGUUUGCCCGAAAACUUAGAAGACCCGUAUUUCGAAUGGAUCCAUUGGCCCCAAGCUUCGAUCCCGUUUUCAGACGAUGAGCUCGAGUACAUUGAAAAACUCGACCCGUAUCUCGACUCGGAGAUGUUAAAAACCGAGCUACCGAUGAUACGCGAGGCUAGUUUACGGGUUUUGAUUCUCUGCACGGUUUUCUUGAAAGAGGCCGCGUCGUACGGGUUGUGUUUAGCUGAGAUCGGCGAGAUGAUGAGUCGGGAAUUUAAGCGCGGCGAGGAGGAACCGAGUGAGCUUGAGGUGUUGUGUAUGGAUGCUAGGAGGCUUGUAGCCGAAAAGGAGGCUGAAAUGACGGUUUUACCCCCGAAGGCAGAAGCCGAAGAAGACGGGUUCCAGUUUGAUAUCGACUACGAUGAUAAGUUGCCGAAUGACAGCUUUGUGUUCGGAUUCGGGCGAAACCCGCUUUCUAGACUUGAAGAGGAAUAUGAAGAAAGUGAAGAGGAAAUAGAAGAUGAUGUACUUUCUAAAUUGUUAAUGAACAAGUGUGGUUUUGGUGGGGACAAUGGUAAACCGAAGACGGGAAACAGCGGUUGUGUCGGGGCGAAUUCGUCGUCGGGGUACAGGAGCGCGAACGAGCCACUGCCGGCGGGUGCGUGUUUCGUGAAGUUGGGUGACAUGAACGAGGAGCAAUGGGGUAUGUUUUUAGAGAGUUUUGAAGAUCUUGUUGUUAAGGCUUUUUGCAAAAGGAAGACUAUUGCAAUGGGGCAGAAGCCAAGGCAGAGGCUGGGGACUUCUUGCCAAUUUUGACUUUUGAAUAUGUUGACUGGUUGACUUGUGAGAGUCUGGGUCCAUGGGUAAAUAGGUGGUAAAUCGGGUCGGGCUUUAGUUGUUUGUAUGGCUUAUGUGUUAGGUUGUUGGUGACUUUUGUUUAUAAAUAAUAGAGUAAUUUAGUCCA
Helianthus annuus (common sunflower) is the source of this 2286-nucleotide messenger RNA. Its product is annotated as phosphatidylinositol 4-kinase gamma 7. Bases 333 to 2138 code for a protein of 601 amino acids. The record is from RefSeq and is a predicted model, not a curated record. NCBI's taxonomy places the organism in Eukaryota, Viridiplantae, Streptophyta, Magnoliopsida, Asterales, Asteraceae. The transcript has 2 exons.